Emys orbicularis (European pond turtle) is the source of this 1524-nucleotide messenger RNA. RefSeq names its product serum response factor (gene SRF). NCBI's taxonomy places the organism in Eukaryota, Metazoa, Chordata, Testudines, Emydidae. Gene Ontology annotation, biological process: positive regulation of transcription by RNA polymerase II. The coding region runs from base 1 to 1524 and encodes 507 amino acids. The transcript is spliced from 7 exons. The record is from RefSeq and is a predicted model, not a curated record. Gene Ontology annotation, molecular function: protein dimerization activity; DNA-binding transcription factor activity, RNA polymerase II-specific; serum response element binding.
AUGUUACCCAGCCAGGCCGGGGCCGGGAACGGCGCUGCCGCCCUGGCCCGCGGCUCCGGCAUGGGCAUGGCCCGGGCCGCCUCGGGCCGGCCGGGGGCCGGGGCGCCGCGCGGCGCGAACGGCGGCGGAGCGGGCGGCCGCGGCCCUGGCAACGGCGCGGGGCUGGCGGGGGGCCGCUUCGAGCGGGACCGGGACGCGGCGGCGGCGGGGGCCGGGCCGCUCUACAGCGGCAGCGAGGGCGACUCGGACUCGGCGGAUGAGGACGAGCUGGGCAGCGGCGAGCGGCGCGGCCUGAAGCGGAGCCUGGCGGACGUGGAGCUGGCGGGGGUGGGGCCCGAGGCGGCGGUGGCGGCGGCGGCCGGGGGCUACGGCGGGGUGAGCGGGGCCGUGAGCGGAGCCAAGCCCGGCAAGAAGACCCGGGGCCGGGUCAAGAUCAAGAUGGAAUUUAUCGAUAACAAGCUGCGGCGCUACACCACGUUCAGCAAGCGGAAGACCGGCAUCAUGAAGAAGGCCUAUGAGCUCUCCACCCUGACGGGUACUCAGGUGCUGCUGCUGGUUGCCAGCGAGACGGGCCACGUGUACACGUUUGCCACGCGGAAGCUGCAGCCCAUGAUCACCAGCGAGACGGGGAAGGCGCUGAUCCAGACGUGCCUGAACUCCCCGGACUCACCCCCCCGGUCCGACCCCACCACCGACCAGCGCAUGAGUGCCACGGGCUUCGAGGAGACUGACCUCACCUACCAGGUGUCCGAGUCCGACAGCAGCGGCGAGACGAAGGACUCGCUGAAGCCUGCAUUCACAGUUACCAACUUGCCAGGGACGACGUCGACCAUCCAGACCGUGCCCACCACCUCCACGUCCAUGCAGGUCAGCAGCGGCCCCUCCUACCCGAUCACCAACUACCUAGCGCCGGUCUCGGCCAGCGUCAGCCCCAACACCGUCACCAGCGCCAACGGGACAGUGCUCAAAACGACGGGCACCAGCGCCGUGGCCUCCGGAGGGCUCAUGCAGCUCCCCAGCGGCUUCACUCUCAUGCCAGGCGGCACCGUGACGCAGCAGGUUCCAGUGCAGGCCAUCCAGGUGCAUCAGGCCCCACAGCAAACGUCUCCAUCCAGCGACAGCAGCACCGACCUCGCCCAGACCUCUUCCAGUGGAACAGUGACACUGCCAGCGACGAUCAUGACUUCGUCUGUGCCAACCACAGUGGGAGGCCACAUGAUGUACCCCAGCCCUCACGCCGUGAUGUAUGCGCCCACCUCAGGCCUGACAGACGGGGGGCUGACCGUCCUCAAUGCCUUCUCCCAGGCAUCCUCGGCAAUGCAGGUCUCCCACGGACAGGUCCAGGAUCAGGGUGCGGUCCCCCAGGUGUUCCUGACGGCCCCAUCGGGCACUGUUCAGAUUCCGGUCUCAGCCGUCCAGCUUCACCAGAUGGCUGUCAUUGGCCAGCAGUCCGGCAGCAGCAGCAACUUGACAGAGCUGCAGGUGGUGAACUUGGACACGUCCCACGGCGCCAAGAGUGACUGA